This is a messenger RNA of Chara braunii, 3244 nucleotides long. Lineage: Eukaryota; Viridiplantae; Streptophyta; Charophyceae; Charales; Characeae. The record is from the annotation of a GenBank genome assembly.
CUUGAAAAAGGAGGGGUAUUUGAGGUGGUGAGAGUUAAGUUUACCUCUUCGAUUAUUGAGCACAGACGGUGCGUUUUGAAUGACCUUUUGGCAAUGCCAUGGAGGAUCCGCGAUCUGUAUCGGAAGAAAUCUUCUGAACUUUUGAACUUGUUUAGGACGGCUGGCACUUUCGGGAGAAAAGCGACACGGAACCUCUUGAAGGUUAGGAUAAAUAAGGCCAUUCGGGCCGUCUUUGGGGUGGAAGUAAGGAAGAGACCAUGUGUGAGAUUGUCGUUCUCGACCGGAGUUAAGACACGGGAAGUGAGGGAAGCUACUGCUCGAGUUCUUCGCGAUAGGAUCACGGAUUCAUGCCUUGGGAGUUAUGUGGCAGGGAGGGUGAGAGUUGUCCAUAAGAAGAGGAAGACGGUAGGACAGUUUCUUCACAAUCACUGGUCUUGCGCCAGGGUGAAGGAGGUCGUUUGCACGUGUACCAAUACUGAUUUUCCGAAAGUUGAUGGGCACGUAAAGGUAAGGCUGGACGAAGUGCCGGGAAUUCCUGAGUUUCUGAAGAAUGCUCGUAACGUGACAUGGGGAGAAGAUAUCGGUGUCGCCGAUUUGAAGGAAUACAUAGCCAAAGACGUGAGAUCGUGGGGUAGCAACGUUCCGGUUAGAAUUGAGGACAAAGAGUUGGCCGGGUGUUAUGCGCAAGGGGUUCCUGCGGAGAGAAGAGCGCUGGGCGGCGAGGAAGUGAAGAAUGCGUCGGCGAUGUUCGCGCAUCUCGUUGCUGUACCGAUUUAUCGGCUACCGACCAAGGAAGGACACGUGAGUACGAGGUUUUCUGAUCUGAACGGCAUACCCGAUUUUGUGAAAAAUGCGAAGAAUGUAACUCGGCAUGAGAGCAUGACGGAGGACGGUCCGGUGGUGCAAGCCAUUUUGGAGGCUACGAAUCAUCUGAAGAGCAGAAUUGAGGACGUCAAGGUGCCGGAGGGAGGUUUUUUAUGUGGAAACAGUAAGUCCGAGGAAAACGGAGCAUGGGAGGAUACGGCAGUGGCACAAUGGGCGAAGAGAUUUCAGGGAAUGGUUCUCGCACCUAUAGACCGUAAUCAGGGAGAUACCGCUGUCGUGUGUCCUGUGCUAUACAUGCACGCAUUCGGGAAGACUUUUGUCUGGAACCCAGACUACGAAGGAGUUGGAGGAGACGAGAAGGGACUUCUGACACAAGCCAGAAAAGACUACGAAAAGGCGGAGCUGAAUAAGGUAGCGGUGUGGAAGGUGGAUGGACGGAUAGGACGUGCAUACGUGAUCCCAAAAGACAAGGACUUGACGAGGUGGCGACCCAUUGCACCAGCGGGACAAGCGCAGAGGAGAGUAGUGAGGGCACUGCAUUACCUUAUGAAACAGUUCCCGGUGGAACAGUCCUAUCUGAAUUCGAUACAGGAGCUACCAGCGCGGCUGCAAAGGGCUACAAAAAAGUUGACAGAUGCGCAAUGUACAAGGAUGGAGGGAAGGUGCUAUGAUAUCAAGGACAUGUCCACUAGGAUUCCACACGAGGCGGUAUGGAAAGCGAUAUGGAGACUGCUGGUAUGGUAUGCGAACAGGGGAUGGAAGCAGGUGAGAGUCUCUAGAAGGGGGAAGCUAUGUACACUCAGCAAGACAGGCAAGUCCGCCGAUGGGUACGUGAGUAUAAAUUUUCAGCUCAUUUUCAGAUUGGUGAAUUACGAUCUGGAUCAUGCGUACAUCACGUGCGGAGAGGAGAUUAAGAGACAGGUGUCCGGGAUUCCGAUGGGAAAGUCUACCAGUCCAAUUCUGGCGGCCAUCACCUGUGCGAUGGCAGAGUACCAGUUCCUCACUGAACUGGGAGGAGAUCGUAAGGUUGUUGCAGGAUGGAGGAUCGUCGACGACAUUACAGUGAUUGUCGGACGAAGGAUGGAUGAAGAAAAAGAUAAGAAGCGAAGCCAGGAUAUUUUUCAGAAGCUGGAGUCGUGCUACGACAGGAAUCUGCAUCUGGUCCGGAAGGACGAAUCCCGGGACUGGUGGCAUUUCCUAGGAGGCACCAUGUAUGUGCUGGACGACCCGGUGAGACUACUGUACGUACCUGAGACCAAGAAUCAGUGUGCACUGAGGGAGGAGAACAGGCUGAAGUAUCAGACUAUGCAGGACUACAGCUCGUACUCUGAGAAAAGGACGAAGAGAACGGCCCUAAUAGCUACUUUGAAGAGGUUAUGGAGCUCCACGUCGAGUCAGGCACUGGUGGUAGGCUAUAUAGCCUAUGCUGUUUGGGAGGCAAACCUCCGGGGAUAUGCCCCGGAGGUCUCUCUUGGUGCCUUGGCCAGUUUGGUCAAGGCUGUGGAAGACCCAUGUCUGCGCUGUCUGUGGAUGGCAUUGAAACUGCUUCUACCUAAGGCGCAUGGUAACCGGGAGUACUGGGAGCUUCACGGUCGCUAUGUCUACACGGUGGUCUACAUGGAGGUCUACAUGGAGGUUUACAUGGAGGUCUACAUGGAGGUCUACUCGGUGGUCUACACUGUCUACACGAUCUACACGAGGAUGAUGACGAGUACGUGUACGACUACAGAGGAAAGGAAACGUGAUGAAGAACAGAGGAGGAUUCAAGAAGAGAACGAGAAAAGAAGAGAGCAUGACCUCAUCAGAAGAACAAAGGAGAUGCGGCUGAAACUGGAGGCACGGCUAGAAGAGAAAUGGCGGAUGCAAACACGACAAGCUGAGGAAGCCGUUGCGGCGGCAAAGGCGAAGGCCGAGGAGGCAAAGGCGAAAGCGGAAGAGGCGAAGGCUAAGGCGGAGGAGGCACGGGUCAGAGCUGAAGGGGCUAUUAUGAGGAGCGCUACCAAGAUGAGAACACCAGCCGGGUCAUCAAAGAAACGAACACGAACGCUAAUGUCGGGAUCGGGAUCUGGAACUGAGGAGGAAGAGACAAGAACGAUAGCGGAGGGAUCGAGAGUGAAGAUUGGCAGAAAAUCGAACGUGAGGUACCGCACAAAUAAGAAACGACCGCGGGUGAUCCUCUCAUCGACAGAGCCAGAGGAAGAGACUUCGGAUACUUCCGAUAGCGAAACCACUGAUUCUGAUGAAGAGUUUCGCAAGGUAAUCGAGAUGUUGAAGAUGAAAAAGAAGAGAAAGAAAGCAAGGAAGGAGAUGAAAGGGAAAGUGAAGAAGAAGAGGGAGGCUACACCGACGAGGAAGGGGACGACGACGGAAAGGGGAGAAUGAUCGAAGCCGAACCAACGGAACAGAUGUAAUUUUGAGA